AGCUGUGAUAAAGCUCGAAUUAUAGCAAUCAGUUUUUUAAUCAUGCGCACUGGAAAACUGUGAGGCACAUAGCACGGUUAAAAACAAUUCCGUCUUUACAUUAGUUAUUACUUUCUAUUUUUGUAUGAGAAAUUGGUUAUAAUAAGAUGGACUACAACGAAACAUUACUCUCUUUGACAACAGUCGAUAAAACUGAUAAUGAAGAAAUUGAAAACUUUGAUGGCAGACUGCAACACAUCCUGCUAAAAAUAUUACCCACUUUACCAGAACAUGACAAAGAGUUUAUAACAGAUGAUAUUCGCUAUGAAAAUGGUUCGGAUAUCAGGUAUCAAUAUCUACGAGCAGUUGUGCGUGUAUUACAAACAAUAAAAACAUCCAAUAUAUCUAAUGAAGAGUCUUUACUCAGUAUUAAGCAGUUCCAUACUUUAAGAGUCGCCAUAGAAUUGGUAACUGCAAUAGGAAUUAUACCCGCUCUGUUACCUGGAGUGGGAAACAACAUGGUGAAACUAUGCCCUAGAGCUUCUGAGAUAUGCAAAGAAAAUGUAACAGAUCUACAGAAGUACAAAAGACUGACAUUCACAGUACAUUCUCUCAUGGAAUUGAGCAAUGAUAUCAUGUUCCAUUCUGCAGUGCUCGUUCAAAUAGGUCCCUUAUUAGCUGCACUUUUACAAUUAAGUCAUGCUCCACUGAUGAAGCCAUUAGAAGAAUCAACAUCAGCAGAAAAUACAAGCGAAAAUGAAUUUAAAAUGACGACAGAUUUGUACAAUAAAUUAAAAAAGGACCAGGACCUGUUCACUGGUUUAAUGCAGCAAUUAUUGAACAGCUGUCCGAUGUCUAUGAGUAUGAAAGAAUUUAUGGUAAUUCUCGGUAUGAAAGGAGCACCAAAAUGGCUACAAAGGGAAACUCGUAAAUAUUUAAUACACCAACUUAUGCAACCCAAUGGGAUUGUUUCGCUCGCGACUGCUGUUUGCGAGGAUGUCUUGGAUUUUGGCGAACACUGGAACAAAUUGGAUACUGUUUCUAGACUAAUAGCUGCUACUCAUGGCAGUGAUCCUGAUAAUUAUUAUCAAGCUAUAUGUCCACAGAUACUGAAUCUUUUAACAACGAAACAAGUAAAGUACUCGUCGACAAUAGCAAAUUGUUGCAUUAUCGCUCUUUACGAGCACAAUCCCGAUGUUUGUAUUAAAAAUAUUAUGGAGGUCAUAUGCGACUCGUUACUCGUCAAUCCAAUAAACAAACAAGAUAUAAUAAAGAACGAAGACGAAGUAGAAAGGUGUAUCGAAAUUUUGAUGAAUUGUUUCGUAACCGUAGAAGCUAAAUUUAAACAGCUGCCGUGCGAACUUUUAACGAAAGUAGCCGUUCCAUUAUUUUGCUUGUAUAAUAACGUCAGGCAAAGUGCUUGUCCGCUGAAGUCCAAAAUCAAGCAACUUGUACUGAGACUUUUGCACGAAGAGUCGUCGAGAAACAGUGUUUACGCCGAAUUGCUUGGACACAGUUCGACUGGAGACUUUGGCCAGCGUUUGGCGUCAAGAUUUGGACCAACAGGCAGAGUUGAAAUUAUCGGAAUAGACGCAACUCUUAAUUACGAAGAGUUUGCGGACAGCCUGCUCGAUUUAACGUCCGCGACCAAUGUGCUAUCAACGGAGUUAUUCUCGUAUUUAUUGAAGUUCUUAUCGAAUUCCAUGAAAUUAGAAAAGGAAGGCGAAAAUUUGCUAGAAACCGAAGACGAUAUGAUGGAAAGGAUCGGGAAACAGUUAGCUGCGGUAAAAUUAUUAUCGAAUCUAGCUAACGUAUCCGUCGUGCAAGAAGCGCAAAUAGAAAAUCCAAGGCCCAUAUUGUCUUUUAUAAAAUCGUUAUAUAAUAAUUACGUUAAGAAAGGACAGAAUUCGUCGGACGAAGGGGACUGCGAGAUUCUGUACGUUAGUUUGAUGUUGAUAAAAAUGAUUUUAAGCGUAAGAAGGAAACCUUUGAAUUGGGCAGAAUUCAAUGAUUUUGCAAUGUUUUUGAAAGAUAGUUGCACUCUUUCGAACGUUCCAAAGCAGUUGUUAUUAUUGAUGCGAGAACUAAUCGAACUCAUCGAAACUCAGGGUCGAUUAAAGCAAAAACAUUAUCGAGAUUUAUCAGCGGAUAAUAAGACUUCGAGCAUGUUUAACAACGCGCUUAAAGACGUUACAGAUCCAUUGCUUCCUGUACGUGCUCAUGGUCUAAUAACGUUUACCAAACUGAUCGAAAAUAAGGAUCCGUGCGCCACUGCCAGAAAAGCGAUUAUAUUACAAUUGUUUAAAGAAAAUUUAAAAAACGAAGACUCGUUUAUAUACUUGGCAGCAAUCAACGGACUAUGCACUUUAGCCACAUCGUACCCGCAGGUAGUUAUAGAAACGUUGGUACAAGAAUAUGUCGACAUGGCAAACCGUGUUGCAACUGGAGAAAUAACAACAGAAACUAGGAUCAAACUGGGAGAAAUACUUGUAAAAGUAACGCGAUCUUUAGGUGAAAUGGCAUCUGCAUACAAAAACAUCUUAGUAAACGGAUUUCUGUGCGCCACACGAGAUUCAGAUUCGUUGGUACGCGCUUCUAGCCUUUCCUGUUUAGGUGAAUUGUGUAAAGUGUUAGGCUUCCGAUUGGGAGACAUACUCAUCGAGGUAAUCUAUUGCGUCAGUUGUAUAAUAAAAACUGACAAGAUUCCCGAAUGUCGACGAGCUGCGGUUAUGGUUGUCACGUUGUUACUUCGAGGGCUUGGAAAAGACACUUUAACCAGCCUUGGUAAAGAUUUGGUGGAGCUGUAUCGUGGGCUUAAACAUUUAAGAAACAAUAGCGAGGAUCCAGUGUUACGUUUGCACGCUCAAUUAGCCCUGGAAGAGUUGGACGACAUUGUGCGUGACUUCCUAUUUACGCCACCGAAACUGGAGAAAAGAAUGUUUCUGUUGGAUGUGUCGUGACGGGAUAUAC
Messenger RNA from Hylaeus volcanicus, 2949 nucleotides. It is a transcript of the gene Tango6, whose product is annotated as transport and Golgi organization protein 6 homolog. The transcript is spliced from 8 exons. Gene Ontology annotation, biological process: protein secretion. The record is from RefSeq and is a predicted model, not a curated record. NCBI's taxonomy places the organism in Eukaryota, Metazoa, Arthropoda, Insecta, Hymenoptera, Colletidae. The coding region runs from base 147 to 2939 and encodes 930 amino acids.